This is a messenger RNA of Adineta ricciae, 981 nucleotides long. The record is from the annotation of a GenBank genome assembly. Lineage: Eukaryota; Metazoa; Rotifera; Eurotatoria; Adinetida; Adinetidae.
AUGCAACGAUCUCAACGAAUAAUAAAUGCACCGAUCAAAUUCUCACCUUCUCAACCGCAUUUAUAUAGCCAGGAGAAUUGUUUACUACGUUUCGAAGAUAACAAUGAAUUGCUCAUCGUGAAAUGUUCAAGUAUCAAUUCGAUCGUUGAUGAUAGAGGGAUUCUUGGAGCCCGUGCGAAACGUCGAUACGCAGUGAUCGAAGCCAAAGAUGAGAUUGAUGAUCGUCAAAGCGAUGAUGACUUGAAUGACAGUGAUGCUCGGAACGAUAUGCCAAAGCAAUCAUUAUCAACAGUGAGAAAAAGGAAGUUGUCCGCAUCUGUUGUACAACAAAUGGACGAAAAUCUUGAUAUCGAUAGUCUUUCAAUCGAAAGUGGUGUUUUUACAAAGAAGCGUCGUCGUUCUCUUGAAAACUUGAUGCACAGCAAUGUUUCACCAAACGCAUGCGAUAAAGAAAAUCAAACUUUGGAAGCUCGAGUAGUUUAUCAGACAAUUGAUGAUAUGAAUCGUAUCAUUUUACAAAACCUGGAAAAAAAGUUCGCAAUGUUUUCGAAGAAACUAAAUCAGUUGAUCCCAAAUGCCGUUCAUCAGCAUUUAGAUUCCUAUCGUGAGAAAGACGAAAGCUUCCCUUCAAAGUUGAUGUAUGAAGGACAAAAUCUUCUUGAAAUUCGGGGUAGAGAUAUUUACGAUUAUGGUAGAAAGAUAUUAAAAACGUUAUACACAUCACAAGAAUUAGGUAGUUGCAUUCUACCACCAGCAAGAAAUCAUUUAGCGCGGCCGGCUCUAGAUCCUGUACGUUUCAAUAUAUUCCAUGAAGCGGUGCGAAUUAAAUACAAACUUUCUUUUUUACACUAUGAUAAUUGUUAUACCAAAUUAAUCCGACCGCGCAUGUGUGAUUUUCUGAUCGACGAAAGAAAACGACAAUCAAAAGCAGCCAAACAACAAGCCAUCAGCGAUCGAGAACAAGACAUUCGUAAUGACUAA